AUGGGGUGCAUGCAAAGCCAUGGCGACCGGGACGCGAAGAAGGUGUCGAAGAAGAUCGACCAGAAGCUCAAGGAUGAUCAUGAAAAAGCGAUGCGGGAAGUCAAACUGCUCCUUCUCGGAGCCGGUGAGUCCGGAAAAUCCACCAUCGUCAAACAGAUGAAAAUCAUCCACGAGAACGGCUACUCGGCCGAGGACUGCCAGCAAUAUCGAGCCGUCGUCUACUCAAACACCUUACAAUCCAUGAUCGCAAUCGUGAAGGCCAUGGGCGCAUUGAAAAUCUCAUUUUCAGACGCCUCCCGAGCGGAUGAUGCGAGACAACUCUUCGCGCUCGCUGCUACACUCGAGGACGGGGAAAUGACCCGCGAACUUGGCGAUUGCAUGAAGAAGCUGUGGGAAGACAAGGGCGUCCAGACGUGCUUCUCGCGCUCCAGAGAGUACCAACUCAACGACUCCGCUCAAUACUUCCUGGAAAACCUGAAUCGAUUGACGCAGCCCGACUACGUGCCCAAUCAAGCUGAUGUCCUCCGAACACGAGUUAAAACCACAGGAAUCGUCGAGUUCUACUUUACGCACAAAGACUUGAGUUUCAAGAUGUACGAUGUAGGCGGACAGCGAUCGGAGAGAAAGAAGUGGAUCCACUGUUUUGAAGGCGUCACGGCGAUAAUUUUCUGCGUCGCGCUCUCUGCUUACGAUCUCGUUUUGGCGGAAGACGAGGAAAUGAAUCGAAUGCACGAGUCGAUGAAGCUCUUCGAGUCGAUCUGUAAUAACAAGUGGUUUGUCGAGACGUCCAUCAUUCUCUUCCUCAACAAGAAGGAUCUCUUCGAGAGGAAAAUUACCUCCUCGCCUCUCACCAUUUGCUUCCCAGACUACAAAGGCGCUGACACGUAUGAAGACGCCGCGCCCUACAUCCAGGUUCAGUUCGAAAACUUGAACAAACGCAAAGACUCGAAGGAAAUCUACACCCAUUUCACGUGUGCUACCGACACUUCAAACAUCCAGUUCGUGUUUGACGCUGUAACCGACGUGAUCAUCAAGAAGAACCUCGUCGAUUGUGGCCUCUUCUAG
Oikopleura dioica is the source of this 1065-nucleotide messenger RNA. The record is from the annotation of a GenBank genome assembly. Lineage: Eukaryota; Metazoa; Chordata; Appendicularia; Copelata; Oikopleuridae.